AUGGCCUCCAAACAGACUGUGCAUAUGAAUCAAGGACAAGGAGAAAUAAGCUAUGCUCGUAACUCAAGCUAUCAGAACGCUGAGCAGAACAGGAUGAAGCCUCUGAUAGAAGAGGCAAUCAUUGACUUAUGCAGCAACACCAACACCUUGUUGCACGGGAAGAUGGUGAUCGCGGACUUGGGCUGCUCCUCUGGUCCGAAUGCGCUAGCACUGGUAUCUACUGCCGUCAUGGCCAUCCAUUGCCGCUGCCUUCAUUUACAACAGCCACCACUGGAAGUGUGUGUGCUCCUCAACGACCUGCCUGAUAAUGACUUCAGCACAGUGGUGAAGAGCCUGGUCACACUCCGUCAAAGUAACGAGCCUGUCGUCAUGACCGGUAUCAUACCGGGGUCGUUUUACGAAAGGUUGUUCACUAGUGGCUCCUUGAAUCUCGUGUGCUCAUCCUGUAGCCUGCAUUGGCUCUCAAAGGUUCCUGAAGUUCUAAUAAGGGAUCACAUCCCGGCAUACGACAUCGAUGAGCAAGCUAGGCGUGAAAGGCUCCCCAUGGUCCAUGAGGCUUAUGCACACCAGUUCAAGACUGACUUCACACAUUUCCUUAAGCUGAGAGCUAAAGAAUUGGCUCCAAGUGGCCGAAUGAUUGUGUCUGUUAUUGGGAGGCCUUCUGAUGGAAGCACCUUCGAAUUCUUUCACAUAUGGGAAGUCAUAGCUCAAACUCUAAGUAUCAUGGUCUCAGAGGGUGUGAUUGAUAAAGAGAAGUUUGAUUCUUUCUACGUGCCAAUGUACGGACCUUCUAGUGAGGAGAUGAGGGCGAUCAUCCAAGAAGAGGGCUCGUUUUCGAUCAGGGAGAUGCAGCAUUUUGGAGACGUGAUGGAUGAGUUCGCGAGGAUUGGGAAGCAGUACUGGAGCCUGGAGGGAAACUUGGAGAACAUGCUUGCCAAGGACACGAUGGUGGCUGUAUCGCUCACCAAGGCAUGA
This is a messenger RNA of Triticum turgidum subsp. durum (durum wheat), 975 nucleotides long. Lineage: Eukaryota; Viridiplantae; Streptophyta; Magnoliopsida; Poales; Poaceae. The record is from the annotation of a GenBank genome assembly.